UGAGGUGUAGUCUGAGCUUCAUUCCUGCCUAUCACAGCGCAGAUCUUCAUUCAAUGUCCACAGGAUCUGUUUGUAAAUAACUUUCUGCAGCAGCGACUGACAUUUUCUUAUCCAGAUCACCAUGGUGCAUAGGCUUAAGGCCUGAGUGCUUUAAGUCAUGGCAUUGCAGGGUGGCUCAGAUGCCCCCGCUGCGGAUGAGAGGGGCGUCCCGCUGGAUAUCGACGAUGUCCACAUGCUUCUGCAAGUGGAGCAGGAGCAGGUUCAAAAGAGGACAUUUACUAACUGGAUCAAUGCUCAGCUUUCAAAGAGGAUCUGUCCUUCCUUGGUGCAGGAUCUAUUUUCAGACCUCCGUGAUGGAGAUCGAUUGCUGGACCUGCUGGAGGUCAUGAGUGGCCAGCACUUGAAACGAGAGAAAGGCCAUGGAGUUUUUCAGCAGAGGGGAAAUGUUGAAACGGCUUUAAACUUCUUAAAAAAUAAAUCAAUUAAGCUGGUGAAUAUAAACAUCCCUGAUAUCAUAGAUGGGAAACCUUCCAUUAUUUUAGGCCUCAUAUGGACCAUUAUUCUACGCUGUCAUAUAGAGGAGUUAGCCAGCACUCUCUCCUUUGGAUCCCGUUCCUCAUCUCUAGAUUCCCUGUCCAGUGUGGAUUCGGCUCCUGGAACCCCUGUUCGAGGCAGCCCUGUUCCACGGAGAGCAUCACCCCUCCAUGCACGCUUUCGCCUGUCUGCUAAAAAAGCCCUGCUCCUCUGGGUGCAAGACCAGUGCCAGAAAGUGGGCUCUUCAAUCAGUGUGAAAGAUUUCAAAUCGAGCUGGAGGAGCGGUGUUGCAUUCCACGCUAUCCUCUGCUCCUUGAGGCCAGACCUAGUGGACUUCUCCCUAACCGAGACGAGGAGCAACCGUGAAAACUUAGAGGAGGCAUUCCGCAUAGCUCAGCAGGAUCUGGGAAUACCCAGACUGCUUGAACCUGAGGAUAUUGAUGUCAGCAACCCAGAUGAGAAGUCCAUAAUGACGUACGUAGCCCAGUUCCUGCAGUACUCCAAUGAUAUGCCUUCAGUUGAUGAUGAUCUUGAGGCAUCACCCAAUCAGAAGGUCAGAGAGAUGACUUGUUGGCUUCAGCGAACCUAUCAAGAAUUGUUGGAUGUGUGGUCCUCCACAGAGAAAGAGGGGUAUAGCAGACGGUAUCAGGCAUUCCAGACAUUUGUGGGGUCGUUCUAUGAGCAGAGGCGUCCAGUGAUUCCAAUGCUGAGUGCAAUGAAACGUAGCACCAAGCUCAGCAAGGAGCAGGUUGCCUUAAGACAGGCUUGGGACAAUAUGGAAGGCAGGUUGCAUAGAUACAGAACUGAGCUGGAUGUAGCUUUGCCUGCUCCUUUACACACUUUGGCUCAGUGGCUACAGAGAAUGGAAGCAGUACUGGCUGAGGAACAAGGUGAUGCUGAUGACCACGCAAGUGCCGCCCGAAAUGCCAAAGACAAGCAAGAGCAGCUCAAGGCAUUAAUGGUGGACAUGAGUGGCCAUUUGGAUACACUUCAUUUGUUCCACAACACAGAUGAUGAUGGUUCCUCUCAGAUUCCUGCUGAAAAACUUGAUGAACUCAAGAGACGUUUCACCAAUGCCAGAGUGACAGCAAAGUACCAUGGCAUCAAGUUGGAGUACUUGGAGCACUGGCACCGCGUCUGUGAGCUUUUAAGCCAUCUCAAGAGCAAGCUGAAUACCUGGAGAGGACCGUUUGGCUCUCAGGAGUCUGUGCUGUCCCUGCUUCAGGACUGGGAUGAUACCAUAGAGAAGCAAGGCCUGGUGUCCAUCUUGAAAGCAACACUCCACAGGCUGAAAGAGACUGCUAGCACAUACACUGGCAAGGCAGCCCUGUCAGAGGACUCUGGGACAGUCAACAGACAGGUGAAGGAGGCUGAGAGUGAAGUAGCAGUGAGCACAGAAGAAGCAGAGGCUUUAAGGGGCACAUUGGACCGUGUACUGGCGGCAUGGGAGUUAUACAAACACCGCUUACACCUACUACAGGUCUUCUUGGGACAAUCACAGGCAGGGAACAAGCAGGUCCCUGAUAACCUGUCAGAAUGGAGCUCUCUCCAGGCCCAGCUGAAUGAAACAGGAAACUUUUUGAUUGAGAUGACGGACAGCUCCACCAGCUCCUCUCUUGCAAAUGAGCUUGGUAAACUUAACAGAAGAUGGGCAGAUUUCAUCAAGCAGACCAAGUUUGCGGUGCCAUCGCAGCAGGUUAGCAGCACAGCCCCGUGUGCUCAGGCCGCACAAUGCCUAGUACAGGAGGCCGGUUGGACACUGAGAGAGGCCAUGGAGGUGUCCUCUGAAACACUGCAUGCAUACAGGAAGAGACUGCAGGCCAUGGUAAAGAAAAUUUCAGCCUUAGACCUGGACCUGUUAUCUCCAUCUCCAGGAUUUAGUGAAGAGACACUGCAGAAGCUGAAACACACUCUUCCAGAGAUGAGUCAGGCUCUGAGCGAGGCAGAUAAGGCAUGUGGGGGGCUGCAGAAGACAGCAUCUCAGCUGGAGGGUAGACUUGCUGAGUUGGAUCACUGGAGCAUGGAGGCCAUGGAAGUUUGCCAACAUUUGAGAGAAUGGCAACACAGGGGCCACCUAGGGCCUCACCCUAGAGCCAAAUCACUUUUAAGCAGAGGGCUGCAGCUGGAGGCACAGUUGGUGACGGAAGGACAGGAUCUGCAAGCUUUGCUGGAAAAACUGCAAGAGAACUCCACCCUGCCCUUUCUCAGUGUGCAUGCCCUACAGGGCAGAAUGAAGCACACUGCAAAAAAAUCUAAGGAGAUCAUCGAGAUGCUUACUCCUAUAGGACUAAAGCGUGAGGGAGAGAUUGAAGCUGAUCAACCACCUCCAAAAGUUAUUGUUCGUGCUUACAAUGUACCAGAGCCCCAAGCAGGAACCUUCCAUGAACAUGAAACUCAUACCUCCAAACCUAAGAAACCCUCACAGAAGACACAAACACAAUCUCAGCACCAACAGAGUCCUGGCUGUUCUCGCCAUACAGCCAAAACUGGCAUUAAAUCCCAGGUGCUUUUGCAGGCUGAUCCUCAAUAUCAACCACAUGAUCAGCAUACUGUCCUACUGAGAGCUGAAGACAUAGAGAUCAUACAGAACCUGCCAUAUCCCCCUGGAAAAGAGAUGCAGAUGGAGCUUCAAACUGAGGAUCAGGAGUUAACUGUACACCCGAGUCAAACCAGGACCAGGACAUCAUCAGAAUGGCCUCAGCAGUUAUCAGAGUCAUCCAGCAGCACUGUCAUUAAGUCAGUUACCUUACACCGACAACAUCCUGCCUCUGAAUCUAAAGCCAAGUGUCAAGCUGUGAGUGUUAACCCACAACAGCAUUAUGGGCUCCUGGCCAAGGCUCAUAGCCUUCCCCAGUCCCUGGAGACAUCACACACACAUGUCAAGACACCAGCACAGGCUCAAAUUCAGCUGCACGCACAGGGAGAUACACAGAGACACACCCAGCUUGCUAUAUCACCCCACACUCCACAACAAGCCCAGGCUUUGCCCAAAGUUCUUAUCCCAGGCAUACAUCAGAGACAACAAGGCCAAGGUAAUGCCCCAAAUCCUCGCCACAUCCCUGGGCAGAGUGAGGUGUUUUCCCGAGCUCAGGCUAUGGCUAAGAGCAGGAUGAACAAGGCCAAACAACAUCUGAAUCAACACAUAGAGGAGGCCAUCACCAUAUUCAGCAACAGAAUCAUAUCUAAAGAGCAGGCCAGGAGGAAGCAGGGUGCAUUACGAAGACUUAAUCCAACAGUGCUAGAUGAAUUCCUGGGAGCUGUGGAAGCCCUAGGGGCAUUUUGUUCCGAAGCCCAGCUCCAAGACCUGGAAAAACUUUCUCUGUCUGUCAGAGCCCAGUGGGAGGAUGUCCGUUCAGCAAUAGAGUCCUUUCUGCCUGAGUUGUGGCGAGAGGUUGAGCGAAGGCAGUCAAUUAAUGUGGCUCUUGUGAAGCAUGACAUAGACACUAACACAGAAAUCCCAGCCUGUGAUCCAGACCAAGUGUGCUGUGAACAGGCAUGUUCCUUAGUAGUUGAGCCUCAAGAGCGUCUGAAUGCACUUUCCCAGCUCAGUUAUACUCUGAGAUCCCCAGCAAGCUCCUCUGUGACCACCACCCAGUUGACAGAGUGUGAUGGCAAACUGGAGACUGUCCACUACCAAGUUAUUCCAAGCAGCAACAUACCACCUUGGCAGCACCGCAGAGAGGGAGCACUGAGGAGAGAGCCUGAGCUGCCUGCUGACCAAACACUAAGUCAGGCUUAUUCACAGGCCAUUUUACAUACUGACCGUGUGGAGACCAAACAGACAGCAGAGAGGAUGGUCAUCCACACUGUGGAAAAACAGGAAGUGGAGGAAUCCCUACAGGAAGCUCACAGCAGUUACACGGAUUCCCGCUCAGCAUUCAAGCAGCAGCUGCAGAAAAACAGUGAGCAGCUGAGUGCAGAUUUCUUUACAGGCUCCUGCCUUUCACCUGUCACCAUGAACAAACACCUCCAAGAUCUCCAGGUCCUGAGGCAACAGACGGAGGUUUUAUGGUUUGAAUUUGAGCUCCAGAGCUCUUCACACAUGGAGAGUGGCAACAGGGUUGAAACAGACAGGGUAGAGCUCAUUGAGCAGUGGAGGGGACAGCAGAUCUGCCUUCAUGCCAGGAUGAGGUCACUCAAGCGUGCUUUGGAGUUGUUAGAGCCAACUGAUAUUCGUAUCAAACGGAUCUCUGAUCAGCUGGACCAGAACGUUAUAAAAACUUUGGACAUCACAAGCUUUGCCCCCGCUGAUCUUAGAGCAAUAUAUGGAGACGCAAAGCUGGUGGGAGAGAACAUUCAAAGAGAACUAACGCUCCUUUCUGAGAUGGAGAGUAAGGUGGCCAUCUCUGCUGACCUGACUGAGACUGAGCUUCAAGCCCAGCUGCCUCUACAGCAGAUCAUCCAGAGCUGUACACAGCGCCUGCAACUGCUGAAUCAUCGACUGGCCGGAACACAGUCAGUGCUUGGUGCUCUGGAACGCUUCCUGAGUAGUUUACACCAGCUGAACAAUGAGGUUUCCACAGCUGACGGUACAACUCCAUUAACAGCAGCACUGGACUCCACGUCCAGACUGGCAUCCAUCAGGGAGAAGCUUCAGCAUGCUACAGAAGAAGCUGUACAGAUUGAUUGUAUGCUCAAGGAUGCUGGGAUGAGUGUGACUCUGGACAAGAAACCAGGCUGCAGUCAGGAUUUGGUGGCCAGGUGUGCAAUAAAGAUCAAGGCUCUGGAAAGUAGAGGAGUGCAGAGCAGCAAAGAAGAGGAGAACAGGGCACGGGUGCUGAGGAAGAAGAGGAAAGCCCUGCAGGUCACACUGAAUGAGUUGCAGAGAUCAGUGGAAAGACAGAGCCUGAAGGAGCCCACUCUUCCUGCCCUUCAGCACAGAUUGCGAUGUUUGUCAGACAUGGAGAGUAAACUAGCUGCUGUGCACUCAGACAUCCGGAAUCUGCGGGACACAUCUGCUCAGGCAAACACUUCAGAGGAAGGCUUCAGAGAGCUGGAGGACCAGUGGGAGGAGAUCCACAAAACACUCAGUGAAAGUCAAGAGGAAUGUCUUUCCCUGAUCGUGUUGCUGAAAAGGUUUCAGAGCUGCCGUACCCAUCUUAACAACACCCUGCUGAUUAGCGAGCAGACUAUAAGUGAGCAGGCCUCCUAUAUGGGCAAAGAAAAUCUUCAACGUCUCAUCUCCAGGGUAAACAGCAUUAAAUCAGACCUGAGUGCUCUUGGAGAUGGUGUGGAGGAGUUUAGAGCUGUGUGCAGACAGCUGCACUCUCAGAUGAGAAAUAUCCCAGACUGUCCAGAUGCUCCAUUCGAGAGUGAGGCGGAUGCACUCAUGGACCGCUGGCUAGAUGUGAGUGAGAGGACAGACUGCCACUUUGAGAAUCUGCAGAUCGGGCUAUCGCUGUGGGAUAAGCUUCUCUUGUUGGCUAGGGAGGUGGAACUCUGGACUAACAACAAACUGAGGACAUUUGCACAGUCAUACUCAUUUCAGACAGAACAGGAGGUUCUUGAUAUGCAGGAGGAGUUGAGGAAACAGGAGGAAAAUGUGGAACAUAUCCAUCGCCGGUCGGCUGAGAUCAAGGAGAUUCUGCACAGCAGUGAACCCCCCCUGGAGCUACAGGUGACUGAGAGUCAGCUGAGGAAGAGAAUGGAGGAAGUGAAGGAGCUCUUCACUGAAACGAGUGACGUCUUUAGAGAGCUGGCGGCUGCCAAGGCUCAGCUGACUGCUAGGAUGACAGAGCGCGUGUCCUCCAUACAGAUGAUAAAUGAUGCCCUGAGCACACUUGCUGCAUCUGAGGGCCCUCAGCUCAUCCGGGAUAUCCAGGUCUUAUCAGAGAAACUACAGCUAGAAACUGAGCAGGCAGACACUCUUCUGCAUCAGGUUGCCUUGUUGGCCAAUGUGGCCAGCCCAGAGAGCUUGUUGUCUCUUAUUGAGGAUGGGGCUCAGCUGCAGGAAAACAUAUCUGCCAUCAAACACAUGAUCAUUCUGAAGAGAGAAGAAGCAGAGAGCCUUAAUAAGACACAACAGGUCAAAUAUGCUCAAGUCACAGAGUCAGAGGAUCUUCAUUCCCAAGUCACAGUCCAGAAGGUCCAAGAUCCUCCACCAAAGAAACGUGAUGUCAGCAACAGUCAGGCACAGCAGGGUCAAUCUUCAUCUCACAUCUAUCCCAAAGCAAAAGAGUUACAUGAAGAUGUAGCAGACCGUGAACACUUGCUUAAAGAUUUAGAGAACUUCAGACACCUGGCAGAAAUGACAGAAGAAUGGCUUAAAAGAUUACAGCAGUCAGUUGACACUCAGGAAACAGAUACUCAGAACAUCCCUGCUAAAACUGAGGAGAGACUGCAGGAACUGCAGGUGGUGUUGGACCUGAGGGCUGAAGGAGACAGCAGGUUGGAGAAGCUGAAGGUCAGAGGUCAGUCACUCCUCCAGAGACACAGUGAGAGAGGGGGAAGAGACUUACAGGAUGUCCUAUGCAUACUUAGGGAUGCAGAGUGCCAGUGGGAUUCUGUGUUGCAGUCUGCAGUUAAGCAGUACAGAUUUCUACAGGGUGUUAUGGAGCCCUUUUCCUCCAUUCAGCAUCAGCGACAACUGGAAGGUCAGACAGCCCUGUCUCAGGAUGUUCAGACUCUGCUCAAUAAGCCGACAACGCUUGAGAAGUCCAUUCACAAACAGCUUGACCAUUUACAAAGCCAAAAGGCCAGAGAAACGGGUUUUGAAAUGGUUGCUCACACUAUAGAGGAUGGCAGUGAAAGAAGAGAUACCAGAAUUACACCUAAUCAAGUUAGUAAAAUGGAACAGCAUAUGAAAUGUUCAUCAAGUCAAACUGAGCAUCUCCUGAACACCAUGAAAGACAUGACAGAUUAUGGACAGUCCACUGAGCUAAGUGGCUUGCCCACUGGUGCAGAUCGUCAACACACAGCUACUGCUCCUAAACCUGUGUUUAACAUUGUUCUGCAAACUGAACUUUCUACGUCCAAUAAAGAAAGUUCACUGUUCGAUUCUGUAGAUUCUAUUUCUCAACAAAAUGUAACCAAGCCUAUUUCAUUUUUUGCUAUACAUUAUGAUGAGGCAACUAAAAAACAAGAGGAAAUUGUUAAACACAGUAAUGACAUUACUCUAGAGGGAAUGCAGUCAUCCUCACGUACGGAAUCAAUUCAUACCAGAAGUUCUCUUUCUCCACUCAAAAUCAUUGUUGGUGCAGAGAGUUCCUCUGGAGAUGCAGAUGUGUCAAGUCAACAGACUUCUACGUUACACAUGGACAGUGACAAGCGAAGUAGUACUGAGACUGCAAAAGUUUGUAAAACUGUUCUGGAUAUUGAUCACUCUAUACUGAAACCUCAUGGGCAGCAGUCAGUAGAGUCUCCCAAACUCGGAGAUGCUAUUGAAUUCAGUUAUGAGAUGCCCACUGACAAUGCAAUAGACUCUAAAUCAAGAACAACAAACAAUGAAGAGGAUCUUGUGAAGUCACUGGACUGUCUAGAGGAAAUCCAGCCGACCUCCCUUACAGAAUCAGUGCAAACAGGUCAGCCUGAAAAUGCUUAUUGUCAACAACUCCAAACCCCUGUUUGUGCAGGAAGUUCCACUGGAGAUGCAGAUUUGUCGAGUCAAAAAGCUUUGAUGUUAUCUGUCAGGCAUAUUACAGACAUGGAUGUGCUGCAAAAUCAGGAAGUAGAUACAAUGACAGAGAUUAAUGCUAGAUCUGUUUCCUACCAAAAAUCUCCUGCAUCUCCAGAUCAGCACCAACAACAGGGACAGGAAAGAGCAAUUCCAAAUGACAGAAAUGAACCAGAUGCUAAACAGGCAAAAUCAGAAGAAGACUCUUUUGGGUUCAGACAGGGAACUGAACACACACAAGGAGAAGUUGAUUUUUCACAUACUGCAGUAGCAGAUGUUCAUGAAAAUACUGCAACAGAAACUGACUUGUCUAAUCAGACACCUGUUGCAACCCAGCCUGAUUCCUGUAUGGUACACAUGGACAGUGACAACCAAUGUAGUGUUGGUGCUGCAAAAGUUUAUACCACGAUUCUGGAUGUUCUUCAACCUGUAUUAAAACCUGAGACGCACCGGUCAGCUGAUGAUAAAGAAAUUGGUACUGAAAAGUCUACUGCUAAAUCAGAGGACUUUAAAUCAGAAAGAACAAAAUGUAAUGAGGCUCUUAUGCAGUCACUGGACAUUCUAGAGGAAAUGGAGUCAACCAUACAGACAGAAUCAGUGCAAACAAGUCAGACUGAAAAUGCUGGUCUUCAACCCCAAGUCAAAACCCCUGCUGGUAAAGACGAUUCAUGUAGAGAUGUAUAUGUGUCACAUCAUCAAACAUCUACAUCAUCAGACAGAGAUUCUAUAAUGGCAGAUGUGCUGGAAAAUCAGAAGGUUCAUACAAAGGAACCUAAUGCACUAUCAAUUUCCUAUCAGCACAAUACUGGAUCUAUAGUUCGGGGCAGAAAAGAGAGACAACUGAGAGCGAUUGGAAAUGACAAAAGCACAAAUGAACUGGACACUAAACAGACCAAAGCAGAAGAUGGCCAUUGUUCCAAGCAUUCCAGUUCUAUUAAGAAAAGAAAGAAGAAAAAGAGGGUGCUGAACACAGAUCAGAUAGUUAUUAAAGAAGACCAGAAGAGUGAAACAACAAUCUCCAAACAAAUGAGUGAAGGCAGAUCUAUGCAACAUCAGACAACUAGCACAAGGCACCUUGAUGCCACAGACACAACACAGGGUGCAUUAACAGAAGAGGAUGUGCUGCAAAAUCAGGGAGUUGAUACAACAAAAGAUCUUGAAGGCAGGAGUGUUUCUUACCAGCUACACACUGUAUUUACAGAUUGUGACACAGAAGACAGACAGGAGACAUCAAAUCCAAAUGACAAAAGCACAAAUGACCCAGAAACUGAACAGCCAAAAGCAGAAGAGGACACCCUCAAGUUCAGACAAGAAAUUGAAUCCACACACACACAAAGUGAUAUUUCACAUGGUCCAGUACCAGAGGUUCUUCAAAUUUCUAGAACAGAAAUGGACCAGAUAGCAGCAAAUACAGAAGAAGAUUAUAUUACAUUCAGACAGGGAACUGAACCCACAGACAGAGAAGCUGGUGUUUCUCAUGGUCCAGUAUCACAAGUUCUUGAAAUAUCUACAACAGAAAUUGACUUGUCGAAUCAGACACCUGAUGGAGCCCAGCCUGAAUCUAGGACACUACACAUGGUCAGUGACAACCAAAGUAGCACAGGGAUUGCAACAUUCUGUCAAUCCAUUCUGGAUGUUGAUCAACCCACACUGAAACCUGAUGGGCAACAGUCAGUGGAGUCUCCCAAAGCUGGAGAUAGAAAUGUGCUCAGUUCUGUCAGUCCCACUGACAAUGCCACAGACUCUAAAUCAAUAACAAAAAAAAGUGAAGAGGAUCUUGUGAAGUCACUGGACUGUCUAGAGGAAAUGCAGUUAUCCUCACUUAUAGAAUCGGUGCAACCAAGACAAGCUGAAAAUGUUUGUCCUCAGCAAGUCCAAAACCCUGCUGAUGUAGAAGAUUCCUGUGGAGAUGUAGAUGUGUCAUAUCAUCAAGCUUCUACAUUAUCAGACAGAGAUUCUAUAGAGGCAAUUGUUGUGCCAAACCAGGUAGUUCAUAUAAAAGAUCCUGAUGCCAUAACCAUUUCCUAUCAAGAACAUGCUGUGUCUGUAGUUCAGGACAGAGAAGAGAGACAACAGACAACUGGAAAUGACAAAAGCACAAAAGAACCAGACACUGAACAGGUCAAAGAAAAAGAUAGGCAUCGUUCCAAGCAUUCCGUUUCUGUUAAAAAAAGAAAGAAGAACAAGGGGUUGCUGAACACGGAUCAGACAGUUACUAAAGAAGACAGCAAGAUUGAAACAACAAUCUCCAAACAAAUGAGUGAACGCAGCCCUCUGCAUCAUCAGACAACUAGUGCAAGGCAUCUCGAUGCCAAAGACACAACACAGGGUGCAUUCACAGAAGAGGAUGUGCUGCAAAAUCAGGGAGUUGAUACAACAAAAGAUCUUGAAGGCAGGAGUGUUUCUUACCAGCUACAGACUAUAUCUACAGAUUGUGACAUAGAAGACAGACAAGAGACAGCAAACCCAACUGCCAAAAGCACAAAUGACCCAGAAACUGAACAGCCAAAAGCAGAAGAGGACACCCUCAAGUUCAGACAAGAAAUUGAAUCCACACACACACAAAGUGAUAUUUCACAUGGUCCAGUACCAGAGGUUCUUCCAAUUUCUAGAACAGAAAUAGACCAGAGAGCGGCAAAUACAGAAGAAGAUUAUAUUACAUUCAGACAGGGAACUGAACCCACAGACAGAGAAGCUGGUGUUUCUCAUGGUCCAGUAUCACAAGUUCUUGAAAUAUCUACAACAGAAAUUGACUUGUCGAAUCAGACACCUGAUGGAGCCCAGCCUGAAUCUAGGACACUACACAUGGACAGUGACAACCAAAGUAGCACAGGGAUUGUAACAGUCUGUCAAUCCAUUCUGGAUGUUGAUCAACCCACACUGAAACCUGAUGGGCAACAGUCAGUGGAGUCUCCCAAAGCUGGAGAUACCAAUGUGCUCAGUUCUGUCAGUCCCACUGACAAUGCCACAGACUCUAAAUCAAGAACAACAGAAAGUGAAGAGGAUCUUGUGAAGUCACUGGACUGUCUAGAGGAAAUCCAACUGACCUCACUUACAGAAUCAGUGCAAACAGGUCAGCCUGAAAAUGCUUAUUCUCAACAACUCCAAACCCCUGUUUGUGCAGGAAGUUCCACUGGAGAUGCAGAUUUGUCGAGUCAAAAAGCUUUGAUGUUAUCUGUCAGUCAUAUUACAGACAUGGAUGUGCUUCAAAAUCAGGAAGUUGAUACAAUGACAGAGAUUAAUGCUAGAUCUGUUUCCUACCAAAAAUCUCCCGCAUCUCCAGAUCAGCACCAACAACAGGGACAGGAAAGAGCAAUUCCAAAUGACAGAAAUGAACCAGAUACUGAACAGGUAAAAUCAGAAGAAGACUCUAUUGGGUUCAGACAGGGAACUGAACACACACAAGGAGAAGUUGAUUUUUCACAUGUUGCAGUAGCAAAUGUUCAUGAAAAUACUACAACAGACACUGACUUGUCUAAUCAGACACCUGUUGCAACCCAGCCUGAUUCCUGUAUGGUACACAUGGACAGUGACAACCAAUGUAGUCCUGAUACUUCAAAAGUUUAUACCAUCAUUCUGGAUGUUGAUCAACCUGUAUUAAAACCUGAGACGCACCAGUCAGCUGAUGAUAAUGAAUUUUGUCCUGAAAAGUCUACUGCUAAAUCAGUGGACUUUAAAUCAGAAAGAGGAAAAAGUAAUGAGGCUGUUGUGGAGUCACUGGACAGUCUAGAGGAAAUGCAAUUAACCUCACUUACAGAAUCGGUGCAACCAAGACAAGCUGAAAAUGUUUGUCCUCAGCAAGUCCAAAACCCUGCUGAUGUAGAAGAUUCCUGUGGAGGUGUAGAUGCGUCGUAUCUUCAAGCUUCUACAUUAUCAGACAGAGAUUCUAUAGAGGCAAUUGUUGUGCAAAACCAGGCAGUUCAUACAAAAGAUCCUGAUGCCAUAACCAUUUCCUAUCAAGAACAUGCUGUGUCUGUAGUUCAGGACAGAGAAGAGAGACAACAGACAUCAAUUGGAAAUGAGAAAAGCACAAAAGAACCGUACAGUGAACAGGUCAAAGAAAAAGACAACCAUCGUUCCAAGCAUUCUGUUUCUGUUAAAAAAAGGAAGAAGAACAAGGGGUUGCUGAACACGGAUCAGACAGUUACUAAAGAAGACAGCAAGAUUGAAACAACAAUCUCCAAACAAUUGAGUGAACGCAGCCCUCUGCAUCAUCAGACAACUAGUGCAAGGCAUCUCGAUGCCAAAGACACAACACAGGGUGCAUUCACAGAAGAGGAUGUGCUGCAAAAUCAGGGAGUUGAUACAACAAAAGAUCUUGAAGGCAGGAGUGUUUCUUACCAGCUACAGACUAUAUCUACAGAUUGUGACAUAGAAGACAGACAAGAGACAGCAAACCCAACUGCCAAAAGCACAAAUGACCCAGAAACUGAACAGCCAAAAGCAGAAGAGGACACCCUCAAGUUCAGACAAGAAAUUGAAUCCACACACACACAAAGUGAUAUUUCACAUGGUCCAGUACCAGAGGUUCUUCCAAUUUCUAGAACAGAAAUAGACCAGAGAGCGGCAAAUACAGAAGAAGAUUAUAUUACAUUCAGACAGGGAACUGAACCCACAGACAGAGAAGCUGGUGUUUCUCAUGGUCCAGUAUCACAAGUUCUUGAAAUAUCUACAACAGAAAUUGACUUGUCGAAUCAGACACCUGAUGGAGCCCAGCCUGAAUCUAGGACACUACACAUGGACAGUGACAACCAAAGUAGCACAGCGAUUGUAACAGUCUGUCAAUCCAUUCUGGAUGUUGAUCAACCCACACUGAAACCUGAUGGGCAACAGUCAGUGGAGUCUCCCAAAGCUGGAGAUACCAAUGUGCUCAGUUCUGUCAAUCCCACUGACAAUGCCACAGACUCUAAAUCAAGAACAACAGAAAGUGAAGAGGAUCUUGUGAAGUCACUGGACUGUCUAGAGGAAAUCCAACUGACCUCACUUACAGAAUCAGUGCAAACAGGUCAGCCUGAAAAUGCUUAUUCUCAACAACUCCAAACCCCUGUUUGUGCAGGAAGUUCCACUGGAGAUGCAGAUUUGUCGAGUCAAAAAGCUUUGAUGUUAUCUGUCAGUCAUAUUACAGACAUGGAUGUGCUUCAAAAUCAGGAAGUUGAUACAAUGACAGAGAUUAAUGCUAGAUCUGUUUCCUACCAAAAAUCUCCCGCAUCUCCAGAUCAGCACCAACAACAGGGACAGGAAAGAGCAAUUCCAAAUGACAGAAAUGAACCAGAUACUGAACAGGUAAAAUCAGAAGAAGACUCUAUUGGGUUCAGACAGAGAACUGAACACACACAAGGAGAAGUUGAUUUUUCACAUGUUGCAGUAGCAAAUGUUCAUGAAAAUACUACAACAGACACUGACUUGUCUAAUCAGACACCUGUUGCAACCCAGCCUGAUUCCUGUAUGGUACACAUGGACAGUGACAACCAAUGUAGUCCUGAUACUUCAAAAGUUUAUACCAUCAUUCUGGAUGUUGAUCAACCUGUAUUAAAACCUGAGACGCACCAGUCAGCUGAUGAUAAUGAAUUUGGUCCUGAAAAGUCUACUGCUAAAUCAGUGGACUUUAAAUCAGAAAGAGGAAAAAGUAAUGAGGCUGUUGUGGAGUCACUGGACAGUCUAGAGGAAAUGCAAUUAACCUCACUUACAGAAUCGGUGCAACCAAGACAAGCUGAAAAUGUUUGUCCUCAGCAAGUCCAAAACCCUGCUGAUGUAGAAGAUUCCUGUGGAGGUGUAGAUGCGUCGUAUCUUCAAGCUUCUACAUUAUCAGACAGAGAUUCUAUAGAGGCAAUUGUUGUGCAAAACCAGGCAGUUCAUACAAAAGAUCCUGAUGCCAUAACCAUUUCCUAUCAAGAACAUGCCGUGUCUGUAGUUCAGGACAGAGAAGAGAGACAACAGACAUCAAUUGGAAAUGAGAAAAGCACAAAAGAACCGGACACUGAACAGGUCAAAGAAAAAGACAGCCAUCGUUCCAAGCAUUCCGUUUCUGUUAAAAAAAGAAAGAAGAACAAGGGGUCGCUGAACACGGAUCAGACAGUUACUAAAGAAGACAGCAAGAUUGAAACAACAAUCUCCAAACAAUUGAGUGAACGCAGCCCUCUGCAUCAUCAGACAACUAGUGCAAGGCAUCUCGAUGCCAAAGACACAACACAGGGUGCAUUCACAGAAGAGGAUGUGCUGCAAAAUCAGGGAGUUGAUACAACAAAAGAUCUUGAAGGCAGGAGUGUUUCUUACCACCUACAGACUAUAUCUACAGAUUGUGACACAGAAGACAGACAAGAGACAGCAAACCCAACUGCCAAAAGCACAAAUGACCCAGAAACUGAACAGCCAAAAGCAGAAGAGGACACCCUCAAGUUCAGACAAGAAAUUGAAUCCACACACACACAAAGUGAUAUUUCACAUGGUCCAGUACCAGAGGUUCUUCCAAUUUCUAGAACAGAAAUAGACCAGAGAGCGGCAAAUACAGAAGAAGAUUAUAUUACAUUCAGACAGGGAACUGAACCCACAGACAGAGAAGCUGGUGUUUCUCAUGGUCCAGUAUCACAAGUUCUUGAAAUAUCUACAACAGAAAUUGACUUGUCGAAUCAGACACCUGAUGGAGCCCAGCCUGAAUCUAGGACACUACACAUGGACAGUGACAACCAAAGUAGCACAGGGAUUGUAACAGUCUGUCAAUCCAUUCUGGAUGUUGAUCAACCCACACUGAAACCUGAUGGGCAACAGUCAGUGGAGUCUCCCAAAGCUGGAGAUACCAAUGUGCUCAGUUCUGUCAGUCCCACUGACAGUGCCACAGACUCUAAAUCAAGAACAACAGAAAGUGAAGAGGAUCUUGUGAAGUCACUGGACUGUCUAGAGGAAAUCCAACUGACCUCACUUACAGAAUCAGUGCAAACAGGUCAGCCUGAAAAUGCUUAUUCUCAACAACUCCAAUCCUCUGUUUGUGCAGGAAGUUCCACUGGAGAUGCAGAUUUGUCGAGUCAAAAAGCUUUGAUGUUAUCUGUCAGGCAUAUUACAGACAUGGAUGUGCUGCAAAAUCAGGAAGUUGAUACAAUGACAGAGAUUAAUGCUAGAUCUGUUUCCUACCAAAAAUCUCCCGCAUCUCCAGAUCAGCACCAACAACAGGGACAGGAAAGAGCAAUUCCAAAUGACAGAAAUGAACCAGAUACUGAACAGGUAAAAUCAGAAGAAGACUCUAUUGGGUUCAGACAGAGAACUGAACACACACAAGGAGAAGUUGAUUUUUCACAUGUUGCAGUAGCAAAUGUUCAUGAAAAUACUACAACAGACACUGACUUGUCUAAUCAGACACCUGUUGCAACCCAGCCUGAUUCCUGUAUGGUACACAUGGACAGUGACAACCAAUGUAGUCCUGAUACUUCAAAAGUUUAUACCAUCAUUCUGGAUGUUGAUCAACCUGUAUUAAAACCUGAGACGCACCAGUCAGCUGAUGAUAAUGAAUUUGGUCCUGAAAAGUCUACUGCUAAAUCAGUGGACUUUAAAUCAGAAAGAGGAAAAAGUAAUGAGGCUGUUGUGGAGUCACUGGACAGUCUAGAGGAAAUGCAAUUAACCUCACUUACAGAAUCGGUGCAACCAAGACAAGCUGAAAAUGUUUGUCCUCAGCAAGUCCAAAACCCUGCUGAUGUAGAAGAUUCCUGUGGAGGUGUAGAUGCGUCGUAUCUUCAAGCUUCUACAUUAUCAGACAGAGAUUCUAUAGAGGCAAUUGUUGUGCAAAACCAGGCAGUUCAUACAAAAGAUCCUGAUGCCAUAACCAUUUCCUAUCAAGAACAUGCCGUGUCUGUAGUUCAGGACAGAGAAGAGAGACAACAGACAUCAAUUGGAAAUGAGAAAAGCACAAAAGAACCGGACACUGAACAGGUCAAAGAAAAAGACAGCCAUCGUUCCAAGCAUUCCGUUUCUGUUAAAAAAAGAAAGAAGAACAAGGGGUCGCUGAACACGGAUCAGACAGUUACUAAAGAAGACAGCAAGAUUGAAACAACAAUCUCCAAACAAUUGAGUGAACGCAGCCCUCUGCAUCAUCAGACAACUAGUGCAAGGCAUCUCGAUGCCAAAGACACAACACAGGGUGCAUUCACAGAAGAGGAUGUGCUGCAAAAUCAGGGAGUUGAUACAACAAAAGAUCUUGAAGGCAGGAGUGUUUCUUACCACCUACAGACUAUAUCUACAGAUUGUGACACAGAAGACAGACAAGAGACAGCAAACCCAACUGCCAAAAGCACAAAUGACCCAGAAACUGAACAGCCAAAAGCAGAAGAGGACACCCUCAAGUUCAGACAAGAAAUUGAAUCCACACACACACAAAGUGAUAUUUCACAUGGUCCAGUACCAGAGGUUCUUCCAAUUUCUAGAACAGAAAUAGACCAGAGAGCGGCAAAUACAGAAGAAGAUUAUAUUACAUUCAGACAGGGAACUGAACCCACAGACAGAGAAGCUGGUGUUUCUCAUGGUCCAGUAUCACAAGUUCUUGAAAUAUCUACAACAGAAAUUGACUUGUCGAAUCAGACACCUGAUGGAGCCCAGCCUGAAUCUAGGACACUACACAUGGACAGUGACAACCAAAGUAGCACAGGGAUUGUAACAGUCUGUCAAUCCAUUCUGGAUGUUGAUCAACCCACACUGAAACCUGAUGGGCAACAGUCAGUGGAGUCUCCCAAAGCUGGAGAUACCAAUGUGCUCAGUUCUGUCAGUCCCACUGACAGUGCCACAGACUCUAAAUCAAGAACAACAGAAAGUGAAGAGGAUCUUGUGAAGUCACUGGACUGUCUAGAGGAAAUCCAACUGACCUCACUUACAGAAUCAGUGCAAACAGGUCAGCCUGAAAAUGCUUAUUCUCAACAACUCCAAACCCCUGUUUGUGCAGGAAGUUCCACUGGAGAUGCAGAUUUGUCGAGUCAAAAAGCUUUGAUGUUAUCUGUCAGGCAUAUUACAGACAUGGAUGUGCUGCAAAAUCAGGAAGUUGAUACAAUGACAGAGAUUAAUGCUAGAUCUGUUUCCUACCAAAAAUCUCCCGCAUCUCCAGAUCAGCACCAACAACAGGGACAGGAAAGAGCAAUUCCAAAUGACAGAAAUGAACCAGAUACUGAACAGGUAAAAUUAGAAGAAGACUCUAUUGGGUUCAGACAGAGAACUGAACACACACAAGGAGAAGUUGAUUUUUCACAUGUUGCAGUAGCAAAUGUUCAUGAAAAUACUACAACAGACACUGACUUGUCUAAUCAGACACCUGUUGCAACCCAGCCUGAUUCCUGUAUGGUACACAUGGACAGUGACAACCAAUGUAGUCCUGAUACUUCAAAAGUUUAUACCAUCAUUCUGGAUGUUGAUCAACCUGUAUUAAAACCUGAGACGCACCAGUCAGCUGAUGAUAAUGAAUUUUGUCCUGAAAAGUCUACUGCUAAAUCAGUGGACUUUAAAUCAGAAAGAGGAAAAAGUAAUGAGGCUGUUGUGGAGUCACUGGACAGUCUAGAGGAAAUGCAAUUAACCUCACUUACAGAAUCGGUGCAACCAAGACAAGCUGAAAAUGUUUGUCCUCAGCAAGUCCAAAACCCUGCUGAUGUAGAAGAUUCCUGUGGAGAUGUAGAUGCGUCGUAUCUUCAAGCUUCUACAUUAUCAGACAGAGAUUCUAUAGAGGCAAUUGUUGUGCAAAACCAGGCAGUUCAUACAAAAGAUCCUGAUGCCAUAACCAUUUCCUAUCAAGAACAUGCUGUGUCUGUAGUUCAGGACAGAGAAGAGAGACAACAGACAUCAAUUGGAAAUGAGAAAAGCACAAAAGAACCGGACACUGAACAGGUCAAAGAAAAAGACAGCCAUCGUUCCAAGCAUUCCGUUUCUGUUAAAAAAAGGAAGAAGAACAAGGGGUUGCUGAACACGGAUCAGACAGUUACUAAAGAAGACAGCAAGAUUGAAACAACAAUCUCCAAACAAUUGAGUGAACGCAGCCCUCUGCAUCAUCAGACAACUAGUGCAAGGCAUCUCGAUGCCAAAGACACAACACAGGGUGCAUUCACAGAAGAGGAUGUGCUGCAAAAUCAGGGAGUUGAUACAACAAAAGAUCUUGAAGGCAGGAGUGUUUCUUACCAACUACAGACUAUAUCUACAGAUUGUGACACAGAAGACAGACAAGAGACAGCAAACCCAACUGCCAAAAGCACAAAUGACCCAGAAAGUGAACAGCCGAAAGCAGAAGAGGACACCCUCAAGUUCAGACAAGAAAUUGAAUCCACACACACACAAAGUGAUAUUUCACAUGGUCCAGAACCAGAGGUUCUUCAAAUUUCUAGAACAGAAAUAGACCAGAGAGCGGCAAAUACAGAAGAAGAUUAUAUUACAUUCAGACAGGGAACUGAACCCACAGACAGAGAAGCUGGUGUUUCUCAUGGUCCAGUAUCACAAGUUCUUGAAAUAUCUACAACAGAAAUUGACUUGUCGAAUCAGACACCUGAUGGAGCCCAGCCUGAAUCUAGGACACUACACAUGGACAGUGACAACCAAAGUAGCACAGGGAUUGCAACAGUCUGUCAAUCCAUUCUGGAUGUUGAUCAACCCACACUGAAACCUGAUGGGCAACAGUCAGUGGAGUCUCCCAAAGCUGGAGAUACCAAUGUGCUCAGUUCUGUCAAUCCCACUGACAAUGCCACAGACUCUAAAUCAAGAACAACAGAAAGUGAAGAGGAUCUUGUGAAGUCACUGGACUGUCAAGAGGAAAUCCAACUGACCUCACUUACAGAAUCAGUGCAAACAGGUCAGCCUGAAAAUGCUUAUUCUCAACAACUCCAAACCCCUGUUUGUGCAGGAAGUUCCACUGGAGAUGCAGAUUUGUCGAGUCAAAAAGCUUUGAUGUUAUCUGUCAGGCAUAUUACAGACAUGGAUGUGCUGCAAAAUCAGGAAGUUGAUACAAUGACAGAGAUUAAUGCUAGAUCUGUUUCCUACCAAAAAUCUCCCGCAUCUCCAGAUCAGCACCAACAACAGGGACAGGAAAGAGCAAUUCCAAAUGACAGAAAUGAACCAGAUACUGAACAGGUAAAAUCAGAAGAAGACUCUAUUGGGUUCAGACAGAGAACUGAACACACACAAGGAGAAGUUGAUUUUUCACAUGUUGCAGUAGCAAAUGUUCAUGAAAAUACUACAACAGACACUGACUUGUCUAAUCAGACACCUGUUGCAACCCAGCCUGAUUCCUGUAUGGUACACAUGGACAGUGACAACCAAUGUAGUCCUGAUACUUCAAAAGUUUAUACCAUCAUUCUGGAUGUUGAUCAACCUGUAUUAAAACCUGAGACGCACCAGUCAGCUGAUGAUAAUGAAUUUGGUCCUGAAAAGUCUACUGCUAAAUCAGUGGACUUUAAAUCAGAAAGAGGAAAAAGUAAUGAGGCUGUUGUGGAGUCACUGGACAGUCUAGAGGAAAUGCAAUUAACCUCACUUACAGAAUCGGUGCAACCAAGACAAGCUGAAAAUGUUUGUCCUCAGCAAGUCCAAAACCCUGCUGAUGUAGAAGAUUCCUGUGGAGAUGUAGAUGCGUCGUAUCUUCAAGCUUCUACAUUAUCAGACAGAGAUUCUAUAGAGGCAAUUGUUGUGCAAAACCAGGCAGUUCAUACAAAAGAUCCUGAUGCCAUAACCAUUUCCUAUCAAGAACAUGCUGUGUCUGUAGUUCAGGACAGAGAAGAGAGACAACAGACAUCAAUUGGAAAUGAGAAAAGCACAAAAGAACCGGACACUGAACAGGUCAAAGAAAAAGACAGCCAUCGUUCCAAGCAUUCCGUUUCUGUUAAAAAAAGGAAGAAGAACAAGGGGUUGCUGAACACGGAUCAGACAGUUACUAAAGAAGACAGCAAGAUUGAAACAACAAUCUCCAAACAAUUGAGUGAACGCAGCCCUCUGCAUCAUCAGACAACUAGUGCAAGGCAUCUCGAUGCCAAAGACACAACACAGGGUGCAUUCACAGAAGAGGAUGUGCUGCAAAAUCAGGGAGUUGAUACAACAAAAGAUCUUGAAGGCAGGAGUGUUUCUUACCAACUACAGACUAUAUCUACAGAUUGUGACACAGAAGACAGACAAGAGACAGCAAACCCAACUGCCAAAAGCACAAAUGACCCAGAAAGUGAACAGCCGAAAGCAGAAGAGGACACCCUCAAGUUCAGACAAGAAAUUGAAUCCACACACACACAAAGUGAUAUUUCACAUGGUCCAGAACCAGAGGUUCUUCAAAUUUCUAGAACAGAAAUAGACCAGAGAGCGGCAAAUACAGAAGAAGAUUAUAUUACAUUCAGACAGGGAACUGAACCCACAGACAGAGAAGCUGGUGUUUCUCAUGGUCCAGUAUCACAAGUUCUUGAAAUAUCUACAACAGAAAUUGACUUGUCGAAUCAGACACCUGAUGGAGCCCAGCCUGAAUCUAGGACACUACACAUGGACAGUGACAACCAAAGUAGCACAGGGAUUGCAACAGUCUGUCAAUCCAUUCUGGAUGUUGAUCAACCCACACUGAAACCUGAUGGGCAACAGUCAGUGGAGUCUCCCAAAGCUGGAGAUACCAAUGUGCUCAGUUCUGUCAAUCCCACUGACAAUGCCACAGACUCUAAAUCAAGAACAACAGAAAGUGAAGAGGAUCUUGUGAAGUCACUGGACUGUCAAGAGGAAAUCCAACUGACCUCACUUACAGAAUCAGUGCAAACAGGUCAGCCUGAAAAUGCUUAUUCUCAACAACUCCAAACCCCUGUUUGUGCAGGAAGUUCCACUGGAGAUGCAGAUUUGUCGAGUCAAAAAGCUUUGAUGUUAUCUGUCAGGCAUAUUACAGACAGGGAUGUGCUGCAAAAUCAGGAAGUUGAUACAAUGACAGAGAUUAAUGCUAGAUCUGUUUCCUACCAAAAAUCUCCCGCAUCUCCAGAUCAGCACCAACAACAGGGACAGGAAAGAGCAAUUCCAAAUGACAGAAAUGAACCAGAUACUGAACAGGUAAAAUCAGAAGAAGACUCUAUUGGGUUCAGACAGAGAACUGAACACACACAAGGAGAAGUUGAUUUUUCACAUGUUGCAGUAGCAAAUGUUCAUGAAAAUACUACAACAGACACUGACUUGUCUAAUCAGACACCUGUUGCAACCCAGCCUGAUUCCUGUAUGGUACACAUGGACAGUGACAACCAAUGUAGUCCUGAUACUUCAAAAGUUUAUACCAUCAUUCUGGAUGUUGAUCAACCUGUAUUAAAACCUGAGACGCACCAGUCAGCUGAUGAUAAUGAAUUUGGUCCUGAAAAGUCUACUGCUAAAUCAGUGGACUUUAAAUCAGAAAGAGGAAAAAGUAAUGAGGCUGUUGUGGAGUCACUGGACAGUCUAGAGGAAAUGCAAUUAACCUCACUUACAGAAUCGGUGCAACCAAGACAAGCUGAAAAUGUUUGUCCUCAGCAAGUCCAAAACCGUGCUGAUGUAGAAGAUUCCUGUGGAGGUGUAGAUGCGUCGUAUCUUCAAGCUUCUACAUUAUCAGACAGAGAUUCUAUAGAGGCAAUUGUUGUGCAAAACCAGGCAGUUCAUACAAAAGAUCCUGAUGCCAUAACCAUUUCCUAUCAAGAACAUGCCGUGUCUGUAGUUCAGGACAGAGAAGAGAGACAACAGACAUCAAUUGGAAAUGAGAAAAGCACAAAAGAACCGGACACUGAACAGGUCAAAGAAAAAGACAGCCAUCGUUCCAAGCAUUCCGUUUCUGUUAAAAAAAGAAAGAAGAACAAGGGGUCGCUGAACACGGAUCAGACAGUUACUAAAGAAGACAGCAAGAUUGAAACAACAAUCUCCAAACAAUUGAGUGAACGCAGCCCUCUGCAUCAUCAGACAACUAGUGCAAGGCAUCUCGAUGCCAAAGACACAACACAGGGUGCAUUCACAGAAGAGGAUGUGCUGCAAAAUCAGGGAGUUGAUACAACAAAAGAUCUUGAAGGCAGGAGUGUUUCUUACCACCUACAGACUAUAUCUACAGAUUGUGACACAGAAGACAGACAAGAGACAGCAAACCCAACUGCCAAAAGCACAAAUGACCCAGAAACUGAACAGCCAAAAGCAGAAGAGGACACCCUCAAGUUCAGACAAGAAAUUGAAUCCACACACACACAAAGUGAUAUUUCACAUGGUCCAGUACCAGAGGUUCUUCCAAUUUCUAGAACAGAAAUAGACCAGAGAGCGGCAAAUACAGAAGAAGAUUAUAUUACAUUCAGACAGGGAACUGAACCCACAGACAGAGAAGCUGGUGUUUCUCAUGGUCCAGUAUCACAAGUUCUUGAAAUAUCUACAACAGAAAUUGACUUGUCGAAUCAGACACCUGAUGGAGCCCAGCCUGAAUCUAGGACACUACACAUGGACAGUGACAACCAAAGUAGCACAGGGAUUGUAACAGUCUGUCAAUCCAUUCUGGAUGUUGAUCAACCCACACUGAAACCUGAUGGGCAACAGUCAGUGGAGUCUCCCAAAGCUGGAGAUACCAAUGUGCUCAGUUCUGUCAAUCCCACUGACAGUGCCACAGACUCUAAAUCAAGAACAACAGAAAGUGAAGAGGAUCUUGUGAAGUCACUGGACUGUCUAGAGGAAAUCCAACUGACCUCACUUACAGAAUCAGUGCAAACAGGUCAGCCUGAAAAUGCUUAUUCUCAACAACUCCAAACCCCUGUUUGUGCAGGAAGUUCCACUGGAGAUGCAGAUUUGUCGAGUCAAAAAGCUUUGAUGUUAUCUGUCAGGCAUAUUACAGACAUGGAUGUGCUGCAAAAUCAGGAAGUUGAUACAAUGACAGAGAUUAAUGCUAGAUCUGUUUCCUACCAAAAAUCUCCCGCAUCUCCAGAUCAGCACCAACAACAGGGACAGGAAAGAGCAAUUCCAAAUGACAGAAAUGAACCAGAUACUGAACAGGUAAAAUCAGAAGAAGACUCUAUUGGGUUCAGACAGAGAACUGAACACACACAAGGAGAAGUUGAUUUUUCACAUGUUGCAGUAGCAAAUGUUCAUGAAAAUACUACAACAGACACUGACUUGUCUAAUCAGACACCUGUUGCAACCCAGCCUGAUUCCUGUAUGGUACACAUGGACAGUGACAACCAAUGUAGUCCUGAUACUUCAAAAGUUUAUACCAUCAUUCUGGAUGUUGAUCAACCUGUAUUAAAACCUGAGACGCACCAGUCAGCUGAUGAUAAUGAAUUUGGUCCUGAAAAGUCUACUGCUAAAUCAGUGGACUUUAAAUCAGAAAGAGGAAAAAGUAAUGAGGCUGUUGUGGAGUCACUGGACAGUCUAGAGGAAAUGCAAUUAACCUCACUUACAGAAUCGGUGCAACCAAGACAAGCUGAAAAUGUUUGUCCUCAGCAAGUCCAAAACCCUGCUGAUGUAGAAGAUUCCUGUGGAGGUGUAGAUGCGUCGUAUCUUCAAGCUUCUACAUUAUCAGACAGAGAUUCUAUAGAGGCAAUUGUUGUGCAAAACCAGGCAGUUCAUACAAAAGAUCCUGAUGCCAUAACCAUUUCCUAUCAAGAACAUGCCGUGUCUGUAGUUCAGGACAGAGAAGAGAGACAACAGACAUCAAUUGGAAAUGAGAAAAGCACAAAAGAACCGUACAGUGAACAGGUCAAAGAAAAAGACAGCCAUCGUUCCAAGCAUUCCGUUUCUGUUAAAAAAAGGAAGAAGAACAAGGGGUCGCUGAACACGGAUCAGACAGUUACUAAAGAAGACAGCAAGAUUGAAACAACAAUCUCCAAACAAUUGAGUGAACGCAGCCCUCUGCAUCAUCAGACAACUAGUGCAAGGCAUCUCGAUGCCAAAGACACAACACAGGGUGCAUUCACAGAAGAGGAUGUGCUGCAAAAUCAGGGAGUUGAUACAACAAAAGAUCUUGAAGGCAGGAGUGUUUCUUACCAACUACAGACUAUAUCUACAGAUUGUGACACAGAAGACAGACAAGAGACAGCAAACCCAACUGCCAAAAGCACAAAUGACCCAGAAAGUGAACAGCCGAAAGCAGAAGAGGACACCCUCAAGUUCAGACAAGAAAUUGAAUCCACACACACACAAAGUGAUAUUUCACAUGGUCCAGAACCAGAGGUUCUUCAAAUUUCUAGAACAGAAGUAGACCAGAGAGCAGCAAAUACAGAAGAAGAUUAUAUUACAUUCAGACAGGGAACUGAACCCACACACAGAGAAGCUGGUGUUUCUCAUGGUCCAGUAUCACAAGUUCUUGAAAUGUCUACAACAGAAAUUGACUUGUCGAAUCAGACACCUGAUGGAGCCCAGCCUGAAUCUAGGACACUACACAUGGACAGUGACAACCAAAGUAGCACAGGGAUUGCAACAGUCUGUCAAUCCAUUCUGGAUGUUGAUCAACCCACACUGAAACCUGAUGGGCAACAGUCAGUGGAGUCUCCCAAAGCUGGAGAUACCAAUGUGCUCAGUUCUGUCAAUCCCACUGACAAUGCCACAGACUCUAAAUCAAGAACAACAGAAAGUGAAGAGGAUCUUGUGAAGUCACUGGACUGUCAAGAGGAAAUCCAACUGACCUCACUUACAGAAUCAGUGCAAACAGGUCAGCCUGAAAAUGCUUAUUCUCAACAACUCCAAUCCUCUGUUUUUGCUGAACAUUACACUGGAGAUGCAGAUUUGAUAAGUCCUCAAGCUUCUACAUUUUCCAAAAAGGAUAUGAGGGACAUGAAUGUGCUGCAAAAUCAAGAACUUAACACAACAAAAUUGAUUAAUUCCAAAUCUGUUUCCUACCAACAAAACACUGUAUCUUUAGAUCAGGACAGAGAGGACAGACAAGAGACCACAAACCUAGAUGACAACACUGAGCCAGACAAUGAAGAUGCAAAAUCAGAACAUGAUUAUAUAUCCAGACUGGGAACUGAUACAGCACCCAGAGACACUGAUAUUUCACCUUGUCCAGUUACAGAGGUUCUUCAGUCAGAAACUGACUUGUCAAAUCAGAUACCUGAUGCAAACAAGUUUGAAUCUAAUAUGCCAUGCAUGAAGAGUGAAACUGAAAGUAGACCUGGGACUGAUAAUGUCUGUUCUAUCAUUCUGGAUGUUGAUCUGCCCAUGCUGAAACCUGACGGGCAGGAGUCUAUGGAGUUUCCUAAAGCUGGAGAUGCUAAUGAAUUCAGUUCAAAUUCCACUGCUAAUGCAAACUACUCUAGAUCAGGAACAACAAAAAGUAAGGAGGAUCUUAUGAAGUCAUUAGACAGUGUUGUAGAAAGUCAGACUGGAAAUGAUCAUUCACAAUCCCAAACCUCUGUAGAUCCAGAAAGUUCCUUUGGAGAUGCAAAUGUGCCAGGUGAUCAAGAUUGUAUGGUGCUAUGCAAGGAUAUUACAGAAGUACAUGUUCUGCAUACUGAGGGUGUUGUUACAAUAGAAGAGCAUGACGCCACUAGUAAAAUUAUUAGGGCGACGAAAAAUUAUUUGGGCGGGGAAGACUGGCAAGAAACCAAAAAUAUAAAUGAAGCGCACACUGAACUAGUAAAAGGAGGAGAUAAUGAGUGUCUGAAGCUUCCCAGUGCUAUAAAGGGAAAGAAGAAGAGGUCUUCAAACUCAGAUCAGACAAAUGAUGAUGAAGAAAAAAGGAAGACUGAGACAUCUACUUCCAAACAAAUGAAUGAAGGCAGCUUUCUGCAUUAUCAGACAACUACCACAAGGCAUGCAAAUGCCCCUGACACAACACUGAGCACAUCCACAGAAUAUAUUCAGAAAGAUACUCCAAAAUCAAUGAAUGUCUUUAGUUUAGAUGGGAAAGCGGUGGAUGCUAUAGAAAUCAGAGAUGACUUUGAUUCCCCAGAGAAUACAGAUAGACAGCUGAGUGAUACAAGUACUGCCCUUGUAUGUACUAGCCAUGCCAGUGCCAUAGGCAGUCAUUCUACUUAUAUAAAAUCAACAGACUUUAAGUGCACCAUUGGGAAGCAAGUUUCUAAUUCAGGGGACAUUUCAGAGACAUCCAGAACUGAGACUGAGUCAACGAUAACCACUGCAGUACCAUUACAGCUUGAGUUCAGCAUCCAUGCAAAAGCAGGCUCAAAGGAGCAGGCUGAGGAUCCGGAUAGCAAUGACUGCUUACAGCCAGAAGAAAUGUCCAAAGCCAAUACAAAGGUGUCUGGAAGUGAAGGAGAUGAAUGUGAACAUUUCAAGGACAGCAGCAAGAAAACGAGGACAGCAAACCAGCCUGCCCAAGCAUCAGCACUGGCCACCUUAUUGGAUAUCAGCACAAAUGUUCACACUGUAAUGGAUACCUGUGAUGUUCCCACAGGAUAUAAGCCUAGGGAGAUAACCUCACUUCUAGAGUCACCACUUACAGAAUUGGAGAACCAACUAGGAAGGGCUGUUCUUAGUAUUCUGAAAUGUCGAUAUCAGCCAGCCCAGCUUAGCACUGAACUAAUGAGCAAGCAGCUUCAGGAAGCAGAGAGGUGUAGACAGUAUGUUGGGGAGCAGAUGGCUUCACAGUCUCAAUGUGGAGGCUCUGGUUUCUCCCAGGUUAACCAAAGUAUGGUGGAGAGAUGGAGUUCAGCAAUGUUGGAUGCUACAGCCACAGUACAGGUGAAAGAGGCCCAGCUCCAACAGGUCACAAAAUAUCACCAACAAAUACAGGCCCUCCAAGAUGUACUUCAGGAACUGGAGGAAGAGUUGGAUUCACUGAGCCUAGUUUCUUUGGAAAGCAGUGCUGUUCAAGCAAAAAACCUGUGUGCAUUCCUCGAGCACAUGAAGCAGAAGAAGAGCAUGCUGGAAGAACUGAUGACCACAUGUUGUCAUGUGUCACCCUAUUUAGGAGAGGCUGAUGGUCCAGUGGCAUGCCUCAUCCAGGUUAAGAAUUUGCAGAAAAAGUGGCAGAUUUUGGAGUGGACAGCAGAGAGAAGCUUAAGGCAUGCCAACCAUUGUAUGUCAGAAGUGUCUAUACUAAUGAAGGAUGCUAAGGCCCUUCUGGUUGAAGUAGAGCUUCUGCACACAGCUUCUUCCUCACCUUCGACACAGAUAAAAGACUGCCAAAGGGCCAUACACAAUAUGAUAACAUUCUUUCAGUUUGUGGAAAUAAAUGAACGAUACCUAUACCUCCAUGAGCUCUCACAGGCUCUUUUCCAGUGUCCACUAGGGGAGAAAGAGAAGGAAGACAUCAGCAAUGUUUUCCAAAAUCUGAAAGCUCAAUUGGAUUGUGCUCAGGAGAAACUUUGUAUUAAUGCUACCUGUCCCAGAGACCACUUUCUGGCAGAAAUCACUGAUGCUAUGAAAAGCUGGUUUGCUUGGGCAACACAAACAGAGAGUACAAUCACCAGGAAAAAGAAGUUAUCUCUUUUUCCUGAGGAAGCCAGUCAGCAGGUUAACAGCAUGAAAAAAUUGCAGUCAGAAAUAUCCUCCAGGCAAUUAAAAUUGCCCUCUGUGGUUAUGAAAAUAAAACAGGAGAUUGCAGGACUUAGCCAGGUGGAGUCUUCUCUUAUGUUAUCUGCACUCCAGACCUUAGAGAACAUCUACAGUAAGAUCUCAGAGAAGGCAGAUCGUGUUUGUGCAGAUCUGAACCAAAUGUUGCAUGCUAGACAGAGACUGGACAUUCAGAUUACAGACAAUAGCACAUGGCUGGCCUCACUCUUCGAGAAAGAGUCCAAUAAAGCUGCAGCAAUCCUGCUUGGAAGCUCUAUCACAGACUUGCGAGUCUGCCAUCAAAAGCACAAAGCUACUUUAAAAGAAGCUGAGAAGCGGCUAUCUACCAUUCAGACACUUCUGGAUAACACAAAGGACAUGAUUCAUGAUCUUAGUAUUAUAGACAGUUUCCAUCUUAUCAACAGACUUACCACCUUACAAGAAGAGAUCAACGGGGUUGUAAAAUAUAAGCGAACCACAUGUUGGGAACUAGAGGAGAUCUUGCAUGCCCAGGAAUCUUCCACAGAAGAAUUUGCUACCAUCCAGAAGAGUUUACGUCAAAUAAAAACUGACCUUGAGAAGCAAAGAUAUCCUGUAACACGAGACUCAGUUGCCGCUUUUGACCCUAUAAGACGUAUGCUGAUGGAUCAUCUUUCUCAAGUGCUGGAAGUUCCGCAUUGCCAGGAGAACCAGAGGAAAGAACUUCUACGGACCAUUCUGAACUUACAGGAGAACAUGAGGGUGCUGGACUGGCAGAGCAUGGAACAUGAAGAAUAUCUGACAUCCAAAAAGCAUUUGGGAACCCACUUUGAGGCAGUGAAGAUGAGAGUUCUUGAGAUGUCAGAUAGCAGCAGAAAUACUGAUAAACGACUCCUUAUGGCUCAAACCCUGCUAGUGAAGAUACCCCUGGUGAAGAUAUCCUUACAGAAGACAGAAGAGCAACUGGAGGCAAUUUCUGGUGACCUCUUCCCAUCACAGUUGAACUCAGAGAGGCAAAAGAUUCGCAGCAUGCUGCAAAGUCUUACUGCCUGGGAAAGUAUUGUUAGCAGUGAAGUUAAAAACCAGGAGGACUGCCUAUUUACUAGCAGCCUUAACAAUCUAAGAGACCUGACUCCAUUAACUGAACACUUUAUGAGAGUUGAAGAACUGCUAAAGCAGAACAGCUGCUUGGAUCCAAGUGACCAGGCCAUUACCAUAGCACUACAAACAUGCUUGACACUUGAGAGGUCAGUGGCAUCUGGACUGCGAAUUUUGGAGAGUUGCAAAGACUGUACAGCUAUUGAAGGCCAUGGAAAAACCACUAACAUAGGAAGAAGAAUUUUGAAAGACUGUAAAAUGCAGAUGGAAAACCUUCUCGAGGCUAAGGAGGCCCUGAAAGAAUAUCACAGUGCUGUCCGACGAGCUGUUGGUUUCCUUCAACAGAUUGAAACUAAACUUUUGCUUCCAUCUGCCAGCUUCAAAGACUCUAAAGAAGAAUUUAACUAUACUGAACAACUUAAAACUAGUCUGACAAAAGGAUUCCAGGAUCACAUGAAUGAAUUACAGGCCAUAUUGCCCUCACAAGUGUGUUUUUCUCCGCAAACUGAGAAGCUCCAUAUCCAGGUUGUCAGCUACCUCCACGUGACUGAUGCCAAAUUGGAAGCACAAGCUCAGCUCAAAUUGGAAGCCCUUCAGCGGUACUUAAUGGAACAGUCCACCUACACUAAACAGCAUGAUGACAUGAACUGCCUUCUUCGAAACUUUGAUUUCCAACUUUCAGACAGCUUCAGUCACAAACCGAUUUCUGUAGAUGAGUGCAAAGACCAGCUUGAAAAAAUCAACGCGCUUCAGGAGGAGCUAGUUAACAUGGGUACAAGGCUGGAGGAGCUGAAAGACAAAUGCCCAUUGCUGAACUGUAAUGUAGGUGCAGAGAAGUCACUGGGACAACUACACAUGCAUUGGGCCUUGCUGCAGCAGCGGCUGGACACACUCAAAUCCAGAGUAGCCCAUACAGAAACACAGUUGAAGGAAAUUAUGUUAAGAACCAAGAGAUCCAGGGACACUCUUGAUCAUCUUCAACAUAGCAUCUCUGAGAUCUCCAAAAUGAAGGGAUCUCUCGGGAAGCUUCAAGAGAUGCUGGGACAAACCGAACAGCUCCAAAAUGAGCUGGACCAAGAGCGACUCAUUUUAGUCUCUCUUCAACGCUAUGCAUCACGACUGCCGAGUGCCUCAAACCUUCAUAACACGCCUAGUCAGAUAAGCCAGGAACUGCAAUCACUUCUGAGUCGUUGUCAAAGCUUAAGAGAACAGAGCAGUGAGGUGAGACAUGACCUGCUCUCUGAGAUCCAGGAGUGCGGUCGCUCUCAGGAGGAAUUGAAGGGAUUGCAGCAGAGCGUUCUCUCUCUGCUGUCUGUCCUGCAGGGCCAGUCAGAUCCCAGUCAUAUACGGGAGGUUAGAGCAGAGGUAGACUCUAUGAAAGUCAGACUGCAGGAAAUUAUGGACAGGGUGAGGAUGAGGAUGAGGAACAAUGACCCACCUCAAGAGAUCCAGAAUCUAUAUGACCAAGUCACUCUGUCCCUGAAGGAAAUUAAGGACAAGGUGGGACAGGCUAUGGAGAGAAGUGGCUCUCUUCAGAAAAUGAAUGAGCAUGUGUACAAAGUGACUGAGGGAUUAAGCCACGUCAAGGCCUUGCUGCAGCAGAAGAGUCCCACUGUAAAAGAAGCUGAGAGCAUACUGAAGCGGGUAUGGGAUGAAUUGGACCAGUGGCACUCACGGAUCACUGAGCUAGAGGCAGAGGUUCAGGAGCUGGCUGAGGAGCAGCCUGAGAGAGCUCACAUACUGAUGGAUGAACUCACCGAACCCCUGCAGCUCUACCAGGCUGUAGCCAAGCAGGCAGAGCAGAGGACUGCCUUCAUUAACAGAAUACCUACAUGCCUCCAAGAGUAUGAGGACAUUCUGCGUAACUCUACAUGCUGGCUGGCUGAGACUCAGUCCUGGCUAAAGACUCCUCAGACCUACACGACUGCCAAAUGUCUGCACAGCCAUGCCAACUCCCUACAGAUGAUGCUGGAUGAGUCAGAACGUAUGCAAAGGACUCUGGAGGCUUUUGGGCCUUCACUCCAGGAGAUAUCAGCUGUAUAUGACACCAGUACCGAGGAGCAGAAUCUUUUCCAAAUCCGCACCAACAUUAGCCACAUGCAGCGCAGUGUUCUCGAGCCACUUUCUCAGCUCCAGCAUGCAGCAGCAGAGAUGGAUGCAAUUGAAGCAGAGGUGAAGACGAUGGAGAAGAGUAUCAUGAAGAUCAGAAGCAUCUUAUCUACUGUAGAGACAGAGCACAUACCCCCAGAGGAGCAUCUUCUAAACAGACAGGUAAUCCUAGAAAACCUGCAAGCCAUGCAAAGGACCUUAGCUGAGAUUGAGAGGUGCAGGGAUGGCCUGGGUCUGCCUACAGGAGCCGAACUCAGUCUCUCAGUCUUCCACAGAGCCGAGCAGCUUUAUCCCCAUAUCAAUGAGCUCCAGCAGCUCACUGAGGAGCAAAGCACUGCAUUCAGGGCUGCUCUUGGUCACUCUGUGGAUCUUAUCUCUCCCACUGAUGGAGGAAUGGUGUCCAGUCCUGCCCUUCACUGCUCUGAGGGUGUGAUGCAGGUGCCUAUGGACACAACAUACUCAAAGGAAGAGGAUGAUGAUGAUUAUGAGGAUGAAGGCAGUCACUCUUCGUCCUCUGAGACUCUCACUUGCAGUGGUCCAGAGGACCCAGAUGAAAUUUCAUUGGGUGAAGAUCCUGGUGAAACCAGUGCUACCACUGUAGUCCAAGUGUCUGUCGCUAAGGAAUCUUUACUUGGAGCAACAGAAAGGCCAGUGGAGACCAAACUAGAAAGUGUUACUUUACUUACACAGCGUCAAACUAUUUCAAAUACAACAAACAGCAGGUCAGCUGAUGAUGAUACAACUCAUGUACCUGUGAUAACUCCAGAGAUGUUAUUACCACUAACAGUUGAUCCUGCUGUGCAACUUAAAAUACCAACCAAAGAAACUGAGGACAUUAACUACACAGAAACAACAGAGAUGCCAGAAGGAGUGACACAUAAAAAUGAACUACAACCAGAGCAGAUAGGGACAUCUGCUGUAAAGCAUGGACAGGUUUGUAAAAACGACAGUGUUGUGGACAUGAGGACUGAGUCCGGCAUUCACGAAAUAUUAACUGAGCAAGUCGAAGAGUCCAGAUCCAAACCUACUGAGGAAGAAAACAUUAUAUGUGUGGACCAUAAGGCAAUUGAGACUACAGUCUCUACACUGGACACAGACACUGUAUCUCAGAAGGCCAAAGCACUGGACUCAGAUGAGUCUCCAGUGGAUGAAGCUCCUGCUGAAACCACCGCUGCCACUGUGGUCCAAGCAUCUGUCACUAAGGACUCUCCUCCUAAAGAAAUGGAAAAGUCAGUGGAGUCUGUACCUUUGAAAACUGAGACUAAACCUGAAAAUGGUACUUCAUCUAGACGUGAGUCAGUUGCUAACGAUGCUGGUCCUGUAUCUGCUACUGUUUGUCCACAAUAUCUUGAUGCAUCAAUACCUCUGACAACUGAUCCUGCUGUGCAACUUAACAUACCAACUCAAAUAACUGGUAAAGAGACUGAGGAAACACUGAAGGACAUCAAACCAGCACUAAAACCAGAGCAGACUGGGGCAUCUACUGUCACACCUGGACUAGUUAGAAAAGACAAGGAGAUUGUAGACAUGGAGUCAGACCUUCAGGAAAUGUUGGAAAAGUCCAAAUUCAAACCUAUAGAGAAAGAAUCUACAGUCAGUGAAGACCAACAGAGAGCUGUCUCCUUCUUGGCUGCAGUGCCAAUAUUGGACACAAACACUACUCCUCCGGAGGAUACAGUGCUGCAGGAGGUGCAGAAGGAGCCACAAGAGCAGAGAGAUCUGAUAGAGGACAUUGCUCGCCAGAGCAGUAGCUCUGAUCUGGAGCAGGAGAACCAGACACAGUCUCAGAAACCAACAGGAUCCAUUGGUGGGAGUCUGUAUGUUCCUCAGCAGCCAGCGGAGAUGGAAGUGACCUGGGUCCAGCUUCUUCCGAGACUAGACCUUCUGCUUGACUCAAUAAACACUGAGCAGGACAGAACUAGAUCAGAGGUGAAAAGUAAAGCUGAGGAUGAAGUGGUUAGUGAUGCUGGAUCUUCUAUCACCCAGGAAAUGAAUGGGCAUACUAAGCGACUUCAGAUUAUCAAUCAUAAGAGACUCACCCUGGCCACUCCAGCUGGUAUUGUUCAGUCUGAGCUGUGUGAGGCCUUGACUGAUCUGAGUCACUCACUCUUCAGAAUCACACACACACUUCAGUCUCCAUCAGAGAUGAAUAGAGAAACCAGCCAGCUUCAUCUGCUCAAUAAUAAGUGUCUGUCAACACAGCUGGCUUCUUUAAGCAGUAUGAUAAGCAGUAUGGGCCCAGAAAUCACUGCCUCUGAGGUCUCAGAUGCAACUUCCUGUCUAGAGCGCGUCAGUAGCUGCAUAUCCUCCAUUCAGAGAGCCUUGUCAUCACAAAUGGAGCUGCUGAGUAGGCAGCUAGGGAAUACUCCACAGCUUCAGAUUGCAGAGCAGCUGCUUGAAAGUCCAGUAUCUGUACUGGAGGCCAAAGGAGCGCAGCAUAGUAAAUCAACCAGCUUCAGUCGAGAGCUGUCCAGCCUACAGGGUGUGCAGGGUAAGGUGUGGUGUUCCAUGCGAAAGGACAAGAGGACAGGACAAGAGGUUUCAGCACUACACCGCUGCUAUCAGGCUAAUCUACAGGGCCUGAGGGAUCUGUUGGAGCUGGGCUCCGAGCGACUUCAACACAGCCAGGUCAUGCAUCAGCACAGCUGCAGCCAACUCCAGAGCCUUCUCAGAGGACACAAGAGGUACUUCAAGGAGUUGAGAUGGUACCAUGCGAUGAUCCAGCAUUUAUCCAAGCAGAUACCAGAAGGACCACUGCAAGAUCAAGAAGUUGAGCAGUUGGUGUCAGAGAUGGUUCUUCAGGCUUUAGGACAAGGAGUUCACAUACAGCACAACUUAGAGGAAUGUGCUCGGUUUGAAGAGAUGAGAGUGAAACUGAGGAGGCAGCUUGAAGAGCUGGAGGCAGCAAUGCCCAGUAAUGACCUGAACUCAGAAACUGAAACACACCUACAAGACCGACUGCAGGCUUACCAGCGGCUGCAAAGGCUCCUUGAGGACUACAGGCCCCAGCUGGAGCUGCUGCAAGCCCUGGUUUUGUUUCCUGAGAGAGUGAACCACACUGGUCCAAUUUCAGAGCUUCAGACUAACUGGCUAGCUCUCCACAGACAGCUGGAACAGGAGAUCCAACGCACAAAGGAGAUGCAAGUCAGCUAUGACAGGUUUCGGUCUAAUUCUUCUGAACUAGAAGUGUGGAUGGCUUCUGCACUUGCAAAUGUGCUCAUGUGGAACAAUCUCUGUGAUCCUAAUCCACUGGAUUCAGAAUUUCUUCUAUCAAAUAUCAUGAACUUCUUUAAGGAGCUGGAAAGUAGGUCUGUACAGAAGGCCACUGCAGUGAGAGCAGGUACGCAGGUCCUGCAACUGACAGACACAGAGGCUCCUGAACUACGGCAACAUUUGUUUCAGCUUGAGCAAGACUGGACAGAGCUCACUAAUGCUGCACCUUCUGUUCAGCACACACUGCAGCAGCUGCUAACUGGUAUAGGCCAGAGUGAGGUCAGGGCUUAUCUGUCUGCCUGGCUGGAGAAAAUGAAGAGCAGACUGGAAGAGGAGAGCUCCAGAGAGUAUCAAGUCCAGAAUUCUACCGAACUCUCCAUGCUUCUACAGCGUCUGAUGGACUGUAAAGCAGAAAUGACAAGCCGGCAGCCGUGUAUAGACUUCCUCAACCACUCGGUAGAAGAGACAGGCUUUGUGGAUGACGCAGCCAAUCGUAAUCAGCGUUUGACCCUUGCUGAGCAAUUGGGUGCCCUCAAUCUCGAUUGGGUCCUUCUACAGAGAAAGAUUGACAUCAAGAUGCGAGAAAUAGAGCACAAAAAGCAGGACUGUGCACAGAGAGAGGGACGUCUGCAGCAACUCCGCAGUUGGAUCUCAGUGCAGGAAAAGAAGAUGAGAGUGAAUGAGAGGCCAGCUGGCUGGACACAGAUACAGCAAGCUUUAAAGGAUUCUGAGGAGGAGGAGGAAAAGUUCAAUCUAAAAUCCACUGAGCUGCUGCAGUUGAGAACUCUAAACAUGUUAGGGCUGAAGGAUGGACAGCACCCAGGAGAUCAGACAUUCUCCUCGCAGGUGGAGAGCACCAGUGAACAGUGCCAGACUCUACGGCAACAGAUGAGUGCUGUUCGGGCUGUUCUGGUCAGGCUGAAGGAGCAGUGGGUGCAGUUGGAUUCAGCACUAAGGGAUGCAGCCCUGCACACUGUCAGCAUGACCUGUAAGCUGGAGUGCAGCAAGAUCCCCAUGUUGUCACUCCAGCAGAGCAAAGAACAUGUAGAUCAGCUUCAGGAGCUUCAGAUGGAGGGAGAACAAUCAGAGCAGACUUGGACAAACUUGGCCCGUCUAUUUUUAGAACUGAAAGACAAAAUCCACCCUGCUGCUGCUGUACUUCUGUCUAAUGAAUUGGAUAAAGGGAAAGCACGGUGGGCAGCUGUGGUUCGUGACGUCAGUUUGGAGCUGCAGAAGGCACAAAUGAAGCUGCGUCUCUGGCAGGAAUACAGGCUGCUAUAUGAGGGCUGCUCUGAGCAUUUGACCCAUUACUGGGAGCAGUGUGAGGCUUUUCUGAGCCUUCCAAAUAAACAGGAGUAUGACAGAGAGCUGCUUCACAGCAGGAUCAACAACAUCAGCGAGUUUGAGGACAAACUGGAAGCAUUGCGGGCCAAUGUUGGAAACGUAAUAGAGGCUUCUAAGCUUCUCAUGGUACAGUUAGAGCCCCAAGCAACCCCUAUGAUCCAAUCAGAGGCCAGGCUUCUCUCAUGUGAUCUUGUGCAUCUGAGCCAAGCACUAGUUAAAACACGGGAACAACUCCAGGAGGAGCUGGAAGAUCGUGUCUGUUUCAGUACUGAUUUGGGAUCAUUAAUGCAGUGUCUCAAAAGAUCUGAAAGUGUGUUGACCUCCCCCACUUCAAGCAUUGAGCACCUAAAGCUGGCUCUUUUGGAGUUGAGUUCUCUGACCCCUGCCCUCGGAGCUCUGAAUCGGCGGAGCCUCAGAUUAUCACUUACUGCUUCUGAGGCUGAACAGCUGCAGGUCCUCAAUACGAACUGGGUACAGGUCUUCACCCAGGCCAUGAACAGGCACAGGGAAAUGUAUAGUGCACAGUUGUGUGAUCAGACCUUCCAGCAGAAGUACCAAGCUUGGAUGCUUCUACUGGAGAAAUUGGAAUCCGAGCUCUCAAAUGGCAUUUCUGGAAAUGAUUUUUCUGUGAGAGAACAGCUUGCUGUACACCAGAAGCUGAAGAUGGAAGUGCUGAUUGGCCAGCAGCUCCUGGAUGCUGUGGUCAGUGAGGAAUUGGGGCAUUUGGAUGAAAGUCAGGUAGAAGACAGGAAAGAUCAGAGGUUGACCCAGUUGAAGGAGCGAUGGCAGCGAACACUGAGUAGGGUUCAACAGCGUAGCAGGUGCCUAGAGCAGCAAACUGAACAAUGGAGACUGUAUAGGACAGGCCUGAAAAGACUUUGGAGACUUCUGAAGAACUUAGAACCUUUACUGUCACCUGCUGGAUUGGCACCUUGCCGCUUUCAACAGCUUCAACAGUCCAUUCAGGACUAUGAGCAGGCUCAGGAGAAGCUGAGCGAUCAUGAGGAACUCUACACCCAGACUGUGCAGGUGUACAGACAGAUCUUACCCCUUGCAGAUGUCCAGACACAAGCUGAGCUGAAGGCCGAAAUUGGGGCUUUGCAGGAAGCCUGGGAGCAAAGUAACGGUCUGGUUGAGAAGAGGAAGGCUCUCUCGGAAACUGUCAUUAAGAGCUGGAGUUGCUGUGAGGAUGGACUUGCUGAUAGCGCACUCCAUCUGAGAGAGAUUGCUGUCAGACUAAAGCAGCUGCCACCAGACAACAUAGAGCUUCAGGAGGAGCUCUUCAAGGAGGACGAGAACUCUUUGGAGCUGUGGGCUGGAGGAUUGAAGAAGCUGGUCGCUAUGAAGACGGACAUCUCGCAGUAUGUGCUACCCACAGACACGGUGCUUCUCCAGGGACAGUUGGAGGAACUGCACAGCCAGUGGGAAGAACUUUGCCUGAAGGUGUCCAAGCGCAAACAAGAGAUUGCUGACCGCCUGAAUGCAUGGACCAUUUUCAAGGACAAACACAAGGAGCUUUGUGAGUGGUUAGCACAGAUGGAGAGAAAGGUUAUGCACAGCAGUGAUUACUUCAGCAUCGAGGAGAUGGUUGAGAAACUGAAAAAGGACUGCAUGGAGGAGAUUAACCUCUUCAGCGAGAAUAAGAGCCAUCUUAAGCGGCUGGGGGAGCAGCUCCUUUUAGCCAGCGACCAAGCCAAAGAGGCCAACAUCCAUGGUGUACUGCAAGAUGUCAAUGACCGUUGGCAGCAUCUGUUUGACCAGAUUGAAGCCAGAGUGAACAAGCUGAAAGAUACGCUGGCCGCUGUGCAGCAACUAGAUAAGAACAUGAGUAACCUGCGGAGCUGGCUGUCCCGCAUCGAGGCGGAGCUGACCAAGCCUGUACACUACAGCACGUGCAAUGGAGAAGAAAUCCAGAAGAGACUGGAAGAGCAGCAGGAGCUGCAGAAGGACAUUGUGCAGCACACAGAGGGCAUAACAUCUGUCCUCACUUUGUGUGACAUGCUGCUACACGAUGAGGAUGCCUGUAGCAACAACAGUGAAAAUGAUUCCAUCCAGCAGACCACUCACAGUCUGGACCAGCGCUGGAGAAACAUCUGCUCCAUGUCCUUAGAGAGGAAGAUCAGGAUUGAGGAGACAUGGAGGCUGUGGUGUAAGUUUCAGGACGAUUAUUCGCAAUUUGAAGACUGGCUAAACGUAGCUGAGCAAACUGCUGCUGAACCCGAGUCAUCUGAUGUUCUUUACACCGUGGCUAAAGAGGAGCUCAAGAGAUAUGAGGCAUUCCAGAGAGAGAUACAUGAAAAGCUGGCCCAACUAGAAAUGAUUAAUAGCCAUUACCGACGACUGGCCCGGGAGAACCGCACUGACUCAGCUAACAGGCUGCGAACCAUGGUGCACCAGGGCAACCAGCGCUGGGACUCUCUGCAUAAGAGAGUGGCAGCCAUACUGCGCAGGCUGAGGCACUUUACAGCUCAGAGAGAUGAUUUUGAAGGGACACGGGAGAACCUGCUGGUCUGGCUGACUGAGAUGGACUUGCAACUUACCAAUGUAGAGCACUUCUCAGAGAGCGACAUCGAACACAAGCUGAAAAAGCUCAAAGGUCUCAAGAAGAAGAUAACUCAGAACACAGAUAAGAUCGAUGCUCUGAUUGUGUUUGGCGAGGGUCUGAUUCAGAGAAGUGCUCCCGAGGAUGCUGCGCUUAUAGAGGAUGAGCUCGAAAACCUGCAUUCCUACUGCCAGGAAGUGUUCAGCCGAGUGGGCUGCUUCCACCAGCGCCUCACCAGCCCUCAGCAUCUGUUGGACAAACCCGAGCUCUGUAUCAGCGAAAGACCUGCAGGGAUGGAAGAUUCUGAUGUAGCAGAACAAACCCAUGACAUAGCCACCAGCCAGGCCUCCAUGUCCCUCCUGGUUCCCCCACAGGAACGGUCAGGCUGCGAGACACCACUGAGUGUCGACUCCAUCCCCCUGGAGUGGGACCACACUGGAGAUGUGGGUGGUUCCUCCUCACAUGAGGAGGAUGAUGAUGCAAGCUUCUUCAGCUGCCUCUCAGGUGUGGAGGUCACAGAGAGCUCUGAGGCUUUUGUAAACUUCACAGUGCAAUCUCUUACAGUGACCUCGGCACCAGGACGAGAUGUGGAAGCUCAGAGCUGGCACUCACAAGCUGUUCCAGAUAAAAUCCUCUUUCCCCUUCCAGAUGCAAAAGAACACACACCUGAUCUUCCUAAGCAUGAAAGCACACCUUAUAAACAAGGCUACGUUCAGCUCACGUCCGAGUGCAGCAGCAGCAUUAAGAAUGUGAAGAAGGUCUCACUCAUCCUGGAUGAUGAUGAACAGCAGGAGGACCAAGGAGGUCUCACCAGCCUCACAGCUGCAGACAAACAGUCAAGAGUGAUCGAGCGCUGGGAGCUCCUCCAGGCGCAGGCAGUAAGAGAAGAGCAGUGCUACAGCAGAGACCGGGAACAGCUGACGUCUGACCUUCACGACAUCACUUCCUGGCUGGGCCAGGUCAUCCCUGAAAUUGAGAAACUCCAAAAUGCAGAGACAGCAUGUGUUAGUGUGCAGAUCAUGGAAGCCAGGGUCAAACAGCUAAAGGACAUGCAGAAGGCGUUUGCACGCUAUAAGACAUUGAUGCUGAGUCUGAACCUAGGUGGGCGGGAGCUGAAGUGUGAAACGGAUCCAGAAGUACAGCAGGUACAGGAAGACUUGUGCAGCAUGAACCAAAGCUGGAACAAGGCCUGCACGAGCCUGGAUGAGUGGGAGGACAAUCUGCGAAAGUCCUUCAUGCAUUGCCAGGAGUUCCACGAGACAUUGCACUCGCUCUUGCUGUGGCUACCUCAUGCUGAGAGUAGGAGAUUCACCGUUAACAUCCAUGAUCCGUCUGUACUGCCCUCCGUGCUGCACGAACACAGAACUGCACUGAUGGGUCUGGAAGAGGAGCUGAAGGCCAGGCAGGGGCGAGUGUCAUCUCUGCAGGAGAUCACCAAUGAGUUGCUCCCUGAGUCAGGGCCAGAGGACGACUUUGAAGUUACAGAGAAGCUCCAUGUCAUCCAUAAGAAAUUACGGCUGCUGCUGCAUCAGGUCAAGCAGGACCUCCAAACUGUUCAAGAGCGCUUGGACUCCUCUGAGGCAUUGGCUGCAAGUGAAGGACAAGAUCUUGGAUCUUCCUCUACGGAGCUAACAGCAAGCAGAUCAUCCGGUUCCACCAGGACACAGAAUAGGGAUUCAUCCCCACCGCGUUCAUUCUUCUACCGGGUCCUGAGAGCUGCCUUCCCGCUCCACGUCCUCUUCCUCCUGCUGCUGGUUUUCGCCUGCCUGGUACCACUGUCCGAAGAAGACUACAGCUGUACUCUAUCUAACAACUUUGCAAGAUCGUUCUAUCCUAUGUUGCGCUACACUAAUGGACCUCCUCCAACUUAAUACACUCGUGCGCACACAUAAAUACUGACCAACUGGUCUGCUUCCAAAGGUGACUCUAGAAGCACUCGGUGUGGGGGAUCAUACUGCUACUGUCCAAAAUGUUUUAAUACGUGUAUUUAUAAAAUUUAUUUUAUUCUAUUCUAUUCACCCUAAGAAAAGCCAUACUACUGAGAACGUUUUAAAAGAUAAAUCAAUUCCUAAUUACUAUUACACUGUAUGUAUGUUCUUUUACUAAUGCGACUGUGGGAAUGUUAAGGCACAUAUUUAUCAUCCUAACAGAACCCCGUUGAUACAUUUGGCUUACAAUCACUUUUCAGGCUUUUAAGCUUCCCUGAACGGAGAAAAAACAUUGUAACCAGUUGUGUAUUCCAUCUUAAACGUAGAUAGAUAGAGAAGGCCUGGCCGAUAGAUAGAGAGAAUGGUGACUGAUGAUACCAUGUAUGACUGUAUAAUUGUGUUUUAUGCUAAACGGUAUGUUUUCUUCACAGAACAAGCAUGUUUAAAUGUAAUAUCCAUAUUCCUCAUUUGUGUGUAUUUUGUUACGGAAUCAUUUUUAGGGGCACCUAAGCUUAUUUUUUUACUUUAUUAUGCCAUGAAAUGCUACAGUACAAAAAGCUAUCAUUUGUAUAUUUGUUGCUCCAAGCUUUAUUUUUAAUUUGCAUUAGCGUAAAUAGACUGUCGAUCAUUAAGAACAUUUAAGUUCACUGUACCAGGCAUUGACUCCAAGAACUUAUUCAUGUGCACUACAAUUCAAUUCUGAACUUCUAAAGUUCUUGCUUAUUUCAUGUUAUUUGGUAAUAAAUAUUAUCUUGCACAACCAAAA
Messenger RNA from Ictalurus punctatus (channel catfish), 40529 nucleotides. RefSeq names its product spectrin repeat containing, nuclear envelope 2a (gene syne2a). Gene Ontology annotation, molecular function: protein binding. The transcript is spliced from 110 exons. Gene Ontology annotation, cellular component: membrane. The record is from RefSeq and is a predicted model, not a curated record. NCBI's taxonomy places the organism in Eukaryota, Metazoa, Chordata, Actinopteri, Siluriformes, Ictaluridae. Bases 158 to 39706 code for a protein of 13182 amino acids.